UUUCUUGCUCAGCUUGUGAAAAUGGAGCCUUUGACAGCAGCAAACACACAGUUCUCCCUCGACCUGUUCAAGAAGAUCAGCGGAGGAAACGCAUCAGGAAAUGUGUUCUACUCUCCUGUCAGCAUCUCCUCGGCUCUGGCCAUGGUGUCGCUCGGUGCAAGAGGAAACACAGCGGCUCAGAUGAUUAAGGUCCUGGGCUUUAAAAACCCUCUCAAACCUGAUGCCGCGACUCCAGGACAUCAUGAUUCAGUGGACCAAAUUCAUUCCAGCUUCAAAAAGUUUAUGACUGAGCUGAACAAACCUGGAGUCCCGUAUGCUUUGAGUCUUGCCAACCGCCUCUACGGAGAGCAAUCCUACCAGUUUGUUGAGAAAUUCCUCAAUGACGCAAAAAGCUACUAUGAAGCCGGACUGGAGAAGGUGGACUUCAAGAACAAAUCAGAGGCUGCUCGUGUCAACAUCAACAAAUGGGUGGAGAAAAAAACACAAGGUGAAAUCCAGCAUAAACUUACUCUACAAAUAAUUCUCUGUGCCGUCAAUGCCCGGCGCCUUCCAGACUCCAUUCCUUGGAGGGCCUUGUACAGUUCAGCCACGCUCAAAGCACCAGAGAUUUCAGUAUUGACCUCUUCAGACACCUGGGGGUUUGUCAAUAGUCCCUCCAGACUCGGAGCGCAGAGCAUGAAUGACUCUGCUCUGACCGUUCUUUCUCUCCAAGUUAAAAAGAACCUGGAUGAGCAUCCAUUUGGUCCACACUCUGGAACCUCGACCUGA
Messenger RNA from Rhinichthys klamathensis goyatoka, 768 nucleotides. RefSeq names its product leukocyte elastase inhibitor-like. The transcript is spliced from 5 exons. Bases 22 to 768 code for a protein of 248 amino acids. Gene Ontology annotation, biological process: negative regulation of endopeptidase activity. Gene Ontology annotation, molecular function: serine-type endopeptidase inhibitor activity. NCBI's taxonomy places the organism in Eukaryota, Metazoa, Chordata, Actinopteri, Cypriniformes, Leuciscidae. The record is from RefSeq and is a predicted model, not a curated record.